CGGUCCCGUUUUGGCGUGUCUUGUUUAGGAAAUGACUCUCAGGUUUCCACCAACAUGGCUAUUUGUACUUUCUUUUUGAAAGGAACAUGCCGUUUUGGUGAUAAUUGUAGGAAUGAACAUCCUAAAAACGUAACUGGCGGAUUUGGAAAUUCAUCAUGGAAUAGCACGAAAACAAGCGCAUCAGAUCCUCCUAGUCUACCCUUCACCCAGGAAUCUAUAACGAAAGAUGUGACCAUCAAUGUCGACAAACCGUUAUGGCCAUUAUCAUCCUUUGGGCCCGCAAAACAUGAACCUCUCCUCGUCACUGGCUUGGAUGAAUCACCGGAAGAACUGCGGGUUCAAGCAGUCAAUGCACUGAGUUCCGGAAACGUCAAUCAAUAUGUGCAAUAUGAAUCACAGAAGAUUGCUGCGGCAGAGCAGGUGUAUGCGAACAUCCGGUCCAAUCCUUUAGAAGCUUUCAAGACUGCCAUGACAAACAGCCAAAAUGGCGGUGCUCUCGCGAAAUUUGCCAGUGGUUCUUCGCCGACGUCGACAAGCUCCGCAUUUGGCUUAUCGUCGACAUCGACGACCUCUGCCUUUGGCCAAUCGGCUUUUGGAAAGCCUGCGUUUGGCCAGCCAGCUUUUGGACAGUCACCAUUUGGUCAGAAACCAGCGACUACAUCUGCUUUUGGCCAGCCAGCAACUCAAACUUCGGCAUUUGGACAACCUGCUGCCCAGACAUCAGCAUUUGGACAACCAGCCGCCCAAACGUCAGCUUUUGGCCAAGCGGCAACCCCGACAUCCGCCUUCGGACAGCCCUCUGCAUUCGGACAACCGUCAUCUCAGACGUCCGCGUUCGGACAACGGGCUGCCCAGUCAUCUGCCUUUGGAAAUCCCCCUACUCAGACGUCUGCCUUCGGACAGCCAGCACCUAAGCCUCAGACUUCAGCAUUUGGCCAACCAGCUCAGACAUCGUCGUUUGCGCAACCAUCACAAACCUCUGCAUUCGGACAAACUACCCAGCCGACAUCUGCGUUCGGCCAAACAUCAGUGAUCAAACCAGGGACUGGCGCCUUCAGUUCGUAUGCAGGAGGCGGGGCGAGCGCCUUUGGCGGAGGCUCCAGUACCGGAGGAGGAGGAAGCGGAGGAGGCUUCUCGGCCUUCGCAUCGCAGCCAUCCAGUAUGUCUGCAGCUGCAAGCAACGCGACCGCUACUCCUUCAACGAGCGCAUUCGGCACAACAGCACCUCCUACCAGUGCAUUCGGGAACCCUACCCCUACACCAUCCGCAUUUGGCAACACCCAGCAGUCGGCAUUUGGCACCCCGUUCGGCGGCCAGCGUUCUGCAUUCGGACAAUCAUCGACAGCAGCGCCUGUAUCAGCCUUUCCCAGUUCUAACCCUUCUCCAUUCGGGCCCAACUCGAAUACGAGCGGAGGCGCAUUUUCUCAGCCUCCCUCUGCCUUUGGGCCUGCUCAGCCUCAGCAAUCUGCUUUCAGCCCACCUACCAGCGCCUCCACCACCACCGUCUUUCCUCCCGCGAUGUCUUCGCAACCCUCCGUAUCCAUGUCCGCCCCUGAUUUCAGCGCGAAAUCAUCCUCAUUGUACAAACCCGGAAAAUCACCCUAUGAUCAGCUCCUACCGCAGAAUUAUCUAGAGAUGGUGUCCGAGGAGGCGAAGGAAGCAUUCAAAGCGGACAAGUUCCAGUGGGGUAAGGUCCCUGACUGGAUACCUCCGGUAGAGCUACGGUGAUGUGGAUUUUGUACAUAUUAUAAUGAAUCUCGAUCUGUAUUUGUAUUCACUUGCUGUAGUCACUGAAAUAUGACGCCGUUAAUAUGAGCCGGUCGCAC
Messenger RNA from Desarmillaria tabescens, 1826 nucleotides. RefSeq lists its product as uncharacterized. The record is from RefSeq and is a predicted model, not a curated record. NCBI's taxonomy places the organism in Eukaryota, Fungi, Basidiomycota, Agaricomycetes, Agaricales, Physalacriaceae. The coding region runs from base 55 to 1728 and encodes 557 amino acids. The transcript is spliced from 6 exons. Gene Ontology annotation, molecular function: metal ion binding.